AUGAGCUUCAUGGCCAUGUCAGUGGAAGAUUUGCGGGUAGCAGACACUCGCUUCAAUUUCUGGCGCGAGAUGAUUCAGCCCAAUGGAAAGCUGUGGCCAUCAUUCGAUGACAUCAAGGUGUUCAAUGAAAAUGACAAGCUUCUCGACGUUCUUGCCAAAGCUCUGUGUGAGCAAAAUGCCCGUUAUACCCCGCAAGACUUUAAGACCGCCUUUGAAGGGGCGAUUUAG
This is a messenger RNA of Penicillium cosmopolitanum, 228 nucleotides long. Its product is annotated as serine threonine kinase. The coding region runs from base 1 to 228 and encodes 75 amino acids. Lineage: Eukaryota; Fungi; Ascomycota; Eurotiomycetes; Eurotiales; Aspergillaceae. The transcript is spliced from 2 exons. The record is from RefSeq and is a predicted model, not a curated record.